GGGAGGGGUGGAGGGAAGGAAUGGAAAGGGAAGGUAAUGUCAGCUGAGAUCAGAAAGUAAACAGAGGUCCAGGCUGCAGCAUGCUGUCUGCGGGACGGGGAGCACAUCUGGGGAAAACCUAUGGGGGCAUCCGUGCAAUUCCAGCGAGCAGCACCUUUAUCUCAGGGAAAGAGGGCUGGCUCCUCUCACUCUCCCUCUUUAUUUUUAUCUCUUUGCCCUUGGGUGCAGCCUGGCCUCAUGAUUACAGGUACCUGUAUAACCACUGUCCAGGUCCGGAGUGGAGCGUUAUGUGCAGAGGCUGCUGUGAGUACGACGUGAUCCGCUGUAAAUGUCCUCUCCAGGGGACCAAAGUGGGCUAUGCUGUACCCUGCUGCCGCAACGCCAUCAAUGAGUGCGACCCCUGCAUCAUCCAUCCAGGUUGCAGUAUUUUUGAGAACUGCAAGCGCUGUAAUAAUGGGACAUGGGGACCCCAGGAUGAUUUCUUUAUUAAUGGAAAAUACUGUGCUGAGUGUCGUCCCGGCUGGUCUGGUGGAGACUGCAUGAAAUGUGGUGGGGUGAUCCGUAAACAACAGGGCCACUUGGUUCUUGAGAGCUACCCCAACAAUGCCAGGUGUGAGUGGACCAUACAGGUGGACCGAACAUUUACUAUUGAACUCAGGUUUAUGAUGCUAAGUCUGGAAUUUCAUCCUUCCUGUCGCUAUGACUACGUCGAAGUCCGAGAUGGAGACAGCAUCAACUCUCGUGUGAUUGGUCGAUUCUGUGGGAACAACCGACCCGCUGCACUUCAGAGCUCUAGCAACAGUUUGCACAUUUUGUUUGUGUCUGAUGGUUACAAGAACUUUGAUGGAUUUUUUGCCACUUUCCAGGAAAACUCAGCGUGCAGUUCCUCCCCAUGUCUGCAUGAUGGGACCUGUAUCCUGGACAGUUCUUACUCUUAUCACUGUGCCUGUCUGGCUGGUUACACGGGCAAGAGAUGUGAAAAUGUGCUGGGAUGCCGCAGGCCUCCAGUGCCCACACAUGGUUCUACAGAGGGUCUGUUUCAUCACUCCGGUGCCCGCAUCAAGUACCGUUGCGACCCAGGGUUUGAGCUGCAGGGGUUUCGUACUGCCAUCUGCCUGAGUGACGGCACCUGGAGUGCUCCUGCCCCAGAGUGUGUGCCAGUGGAAAGAGUUUGUACUCUGCCAUCCAAACCAAGAAACGGUGACCACUUUUUAGUUUAUGGACCCAACGAUGUUCUCAUUGCUCUUCAGUAUUUGUGCCACCAGCCCUAUGAACUCAUUGGCGGCUCCCAGAGAACCUGCCUUCCUAACAAUACCUGGAGCGGGACRCCUCCUGUUUGCGCUAAAGUAAACAACACACUAAMCAAAGCUGAAAAAAAGAGAGAGAAGGGCAAAAACACAGAUACUGACAAAGAGUUCACCAAAGCUCAAGGGAGACAGCAAAAUACAACAGAAAUAGAAAAUGUUGGUGGGAAAGAUGUCAACUCUGGUCUGGAGAGCACAACACCAGUCUACGUGGAAGACAAAUAUACCACUCCAGAAAAUGCUGUGGAUAAAGGCAGGGAUGGAGGAGACUUAGAGGAGAAAAGUACAGGGUCAAAAGAGCCAAGAGAGGACAGAAAAAAUGAAGUGGAUCCAGACCAUAAUCUGAACACAGUUGAAGAGAAAGAACCAGAAGCAACAAAGCCACCCGAGGAAAAAGGCGGCAGCUCAGACUCUAACUUGGAGAAAGGGACGACAAACACCACAGUGACAGUGGUGAGAAAAGACAAAGGACAGGAGGACAAGGAGAGAAAAGAGGAGCAGAUCAAUGGGAAAAGGGAUCCAGACAAGUUUGGUCCAAAUGAAACCAAGCUGAAGACAGCCGUACCUGACGGUGGCAACACUGUGGAAAUAGUUGAACUGGAUAUGACAAAGAACAACACAGUUACACAGGAUUCAAAGGAUACAAACAAAGAGAAUAAUACCAUUGAAUCUCCAACUUCAGGGAGAAAAGUCUUUCCCACUCGAGUUAAUGUGACACAGUACACCUUGUAUCGAGCAGAGGAGGAAACUGGGAAAUCAAAGGAAAAGACAUUUAUUAAAAAGUUCGAAACUGGUGGAGAAUCCUGGGAAAAAACAACAGAGAUGGAAACAAAGAAGGAAGAAAAAGAAAAAGAAAAGGAGAGAGAAAUUAAUCAAAGUUUCAUUGAAAGGCAGUGUCCUCCUCUGCCUCGGCUGUUCAAUGGCUACCAGCAGGUGGUGCCAGGGAUGGAGUCAGAAACAGUGGAGUUCAUGUGCAACCACUCUUACGCUCUGAGUGGUGAGAAGAGGCGUACCUGUCAGCCAGGUGGGACAUGGAGUGGCAAACAACCCAUCUGUGUCAGAGCAUGUCGAGAGCCAAAAGUAUCAGAGCUGGUGAAACAUAAAGUCCUGCCUCCACGGGCACCAUCCAGGAAGACGCCUUUGCACAAACUCUUCUCUUCUACAACUGGCCAGCAGCUUUGGUCUUCUGGUCCCACUAGAACCCCCCCAGAGCUUCCCGAAUUGCCCCAGGGUUUCCACCAUCUUUACACACAUAUAGAGUAUGAGUGUGCGUCUCAGUUUUACCACCACUUUGGCAGUCCUCGGCGCACUUGCUUGCAGACGGGGAAAUGGAGUGGGCGCCAUGUCUCCUGUACACCAGUGUGUGGGAAGCAUCUAACCUUUGACCCAGAGAGGCCGGACGAGACUCACUGGCCCUGGCUGGCAGCCAUCUACCGCCUCACCAGCAAGGGCACGGAUAUGAAGGUGGCCAAGGCAAACGGCCAGGUAGGGUCUGUGAAGAAGAACGGAAGACCCAGAAGUGACAUCCUAAAUCAGGCUUCUGACUGGCAGCUGGUCUGCAGUGGGGCUCUGGUUAACCAAAGAAGUGUGGUGGUUGCGGCUCACUGUGUAACAGAACUGGGCAAGGUGUAUCCUGUGGAUACAGCCACAAUAAAGGUGGUGGUUGGGAAGCAGUAUCGCGAUGACAGCAAAGAAAGUAAAGGUCUUCAGCACUUGAGGGCGUUGUCCAUUGCUGUGCAUCCAAACUACGACCCUAAUAUUCUCGACUCGGACAUUGCGGUGAUCAAGCUGUUUGACAAGGCAAGGGUUGGAGAAAAAGUCCUGCCGCUCUGUUUGCCAGAGGGCCAAGAAGAACAGGAGACAUCUGGUCACGGACUUGUGACCGGCUGGUCUCCACUUCCUGAUUUCAGUUUAGGUCCUGAGGAGAAAGCAAGGGUUGGGCURGUUCACCUUGCUGAUAUCGUCCCGUGUGAGCAGCAAUACGCUCGUAAUGGUGUGUCAAUCAGUGUUACAGACAAUAUGCUUUGCGCCAGCCAAAAGCCUGACUACAAACCGUCCAACAUUUGUCCCUCUGACACUGGGGGAAUCCUUGUCCUCCCCGCCCUCUCUGAGAAUCAGGCCAACUCUAACUCAAAGCCCUCUCAGAUUCACGGAAACGACAAAGGAUUGUGGCGACUCCUGGGUUUAGUGAGCUUUGGCUACGACCAAGGGGAGUGUGAUCCUGAACUCUACACCGUUUACACACAUGUUGCUAACUUCAAAGACUGGAUUCAGACUAAUAUGAAAUAAAAACACGCCAGUCUUUCUUUGUGCUUUUUCAGAGCAUUUAUUCUAUCCAUUAUCUGAUGUAGAAGGGCAUUUUCCGACUGAACGCAGGCGCAACACUGGACAAUAAAAUGCUGAAACUGAAGGGGGCGUUAGUACAUUAGAUGAGCAGAAUCCACCUUUUAUCUGAAAAUUCAGUUUUUCUGCCUCAGUGAGAGGUUAAAGACUUGAAAAUGAUCAUAAAACCUUUCAGCUGAGCUUUAUCUUUUGGAUUGUAUUUAGUGUUUGUUUCAAUGCUCGGAAUUAUAUGAAUUGAUACAAUGCAAAAGAUGUACAUAGUGUAUCAAAAGACAUAAAAUAUGACAUUUUUAUUAAAGGAAACUUUGGAGUGUUAAAGUUUACCUGCAAUUUUUCUUCCUCAAAUUAUAAUACUAAUUAUACAAACAUGUCCAAAUAUGUUUCACUAAAUAUGUGACAAAUUUAA
Austrofundulus limnaeus is the source of this 4053-nucleotide messenger RNA. RefSeq names its product peptidase domain containing associated with muscle regeneration 1b (gene pamr1b). Gene Ontology annotation, biological process: proteolysis. Bases 81 to 3593 code for a protein of 1170 amino acids. The transcript is spliced from 14 exons. The record is from RefSeq and is a predicted model, not a curated record. NCBI's taxonomy places the organism in Eukaryota, Metazoa, Chordata, Actinopteri, Cyprinodontiformes, Rivulidae. Gene Ontology annotation, molecular function: serine-type endopeptidase activity.